AUGCCACGACAACUACCCGACAACCGAGUAGGCGUGCUCAUGACCGCCGCGCUAUCGGGCGACCUUGCUCUUUUGUCGCGCCUCGCCGGCUACGUCCCACACGCUCUUCGACCACUAGAUACCGCCCAAGCCUUGUCAGCUGCAUUCUACGUCCCAGGGUCUUGCCCGAUACACGACAACGACGACUGGGAAGAUCGCCGGCCGUUCGCCACGCUUCUCCAUGUGGCCGCCAUGCGAGGGGACCAAGACAUGACCCGUUGGCUCCUCGGACGCCGAGUAUCAAUUGAGGCUAGCGCACUGCUGGGCUGCCUCUGCCCAUCGCCUUACAUGAAUGCCAUUUGUGUGACGGGCGUGUGGUCAGGAUGGGGCAUUGAGCCAACGCCGCUACAUCUAUCGCUUGUAUACGGCAACAAGUCGACUGCCAAACUUCUGAUUCGCAAAGGAGCUGUAUGGGAUCGGCCGCAUACUAGCUGCGGGGGUCUCACGGGGCUGCACAUGAUGGCUGCGGGUCGCAUGACAGAGAUGAUUGAGUGGACCAUCGACCAGUGCCAUGGUCCGUGGGCCGGUGUAGUUGCACGUAAUGGUCCGGUCCACGACUGGCCAGACGAAUUUGGGUAUUGGAGUCUUCACUACGCUUGUCUCUCUGAGAGGCCCAAGGAGGAGGAUGAAAGCUGGGCUGCGCAGAUGGUUUCUGGUCUCAUCAGGCUAGGGGCACUGGUUCAUACAACAGACGGCAGUCGAAUAGCAAAGCGAGUGUCCGAGGAGAGGAAAAGGAUUCAAGAGGGCCCAAGGCCUCGCUGGACAAUCGACAACCAGGCCGCUUUUGACUGGGCACAGCGGAUCCAAGACUGGGAAGAAGACGGAGUAGUUCUGGAGUCUGAGCUGGCACUGUUUGCAGCAGAUUGUAUGCAAUGGGGUCUUGCAGAAGCAGUGGCUGCAGUGUCUAAAGAGGAUACCUAG
Molecule: messenger RNA, 960 nt
Organism: Colletotrichum graminicola M1.001
Lineage: Eukaryota; Fungi; Ascomycota; Sordariomycetes; Glomerellales; Glomerellaceae
Exons: 2
Coding region: 1-960 (319 amino acids)
Molecular function (GO): protein binding
Source: RefSeq, a predicted model, not a curated record